Molecule: messenger RNA, 2166 nt
Organism: Cordyceps fumosorosea ARSEF 2679
Lineage: Eukaryota; Fungi; Ascomycota; Sordariomycetes; Hypocreales; Cordycipitaceae
Product: chitinase 1 precursor
Exons: 5
Coding region: 1-2166 (721 amino acids)
Biological process (GO): DNA-templated transcription; regulation of DNA-templated transcription
Cellular component (GO): nucleus
Molecular function (GO): DNA binding; DNA-binding transcription factor activity, RNA polymerase II-specific; zinc ion binding
Source: RefSeq, a predicted model, not a curated record
AUGGACCCCAACGUCAAUGCCUCGUCCUAUGCCAGCUCGGCUCUGGGUUCCACGGCUGCCUCGUCCGUUGCGUCCACGUCGCCAACCGCCCAUGUCGAUGUCGCCGCCAGUCCCUCAACAUCCACUACCGCACCCGCGCAGCCUGACAAGCCUGUUAUCAAGCGAAGAGCCGCCAUCGCUUGCCGCGCUUGCCGUCGCCUGAGGAGGAAGUGCGUCCAUGACAAGGGGACCGCGCCAUGCAAAUCAUGCCGAGAAAGCGGCUCAGAGGUCGCCAAGGAGUGCCAGUUCCCAUCUCGUGGCCAGCCUGACCUGGACCGCGACUAUCGCCACCCUCGCACCAGAGCCGAACGGCUCAAGGGCGCUGCAGCGAAGGCAAAGCGUCCAGAGCAACCUCCUGCCGACUCGUGGGAUGGCUUGCCUCCCCUUGACGAGCUUGUCGAUGGCGUCAAUCGUUUCACACGCUAUUACUUCCAGCUCGGCUUUCUCCCCAAGAGACAGUAUCCCGAAAAGCUACGCAUGAGCCCUCACUCAUGCAACGUUUUUCUUUUGCUCAGCAUACUCAGUGUCUCCGCCCGCAUGACUCCGGCUUUGUGUAUUAGAUAUGGCACUGGCGUCAAGGCCGCCGAAUUUUUCAUGGAACGUGCCUCUCGCAUAGCCCUGGAAAGCGUAUAUGCCGAGCCCUCGCUCGAACUGUGUCAGGCCUUUUACCUGCUUAGCAUUGCUCAGCACGGGAGCGGUCUGAAAAACAAGAGCUAUAUGAACAUGGGUGUCGCUGUCCGCAUGGCUACUCUCAUGAUGCUGCAUCGAGAAGAGACAUACAAAUUAAACAACCCAACCCGGGAAGCAAUCAUGGUAGCCGAGUCGGCUCGUCGCACCAUCUGGAUGCUCCACAGCCAGGACAAUCUGCACUCCGGCCCCCUUUCGCCGGUAGCUUUGUCCGCUUCCGACAUUACGACGCUCCUCCCCUGUGACGAAGACGACUUUGCCAAUGGUGUUCUGCCACGCUCCCGCGCUGCAUUAGCCGGAACCCAGCCCGCAAGAGACAACCCGUCGCUCUUGAGUGACAAAAAUCGGUCUUUGUUUGCCACUCUCAUGCAAAUACACAACCUUUGGGGAAUCGUCGGUCGACGCGCUGUUGGUGAUAGUCGCAGUUCGAAUCCAUGGGAUCCUGAUAAAAUCUGCCCCGAUACUUCGAUCGCGGAAAAGGGACCGGAAAUACUGAAUCGAACGAUCACUAUUCUUAAUGAAAGCAAGCAAGUUUGGCCACUGGCUUCCCGUUGGGCGGAAUCGUUGGAGAACUUCUCUCGCAAUCCUAAGGCGACAUUGCUUGCGACAGAGGGUAGUAUGGAUGACGGCAAGGACCCUAUCCCGCGAGCCAUCAACACUUUGCCACCGCCCAUUUCCAAGUCUGCCGAAUCCGCUGCUGCUGUCGCGGCUAUGCCGGACAGAGCACUCCCAGUCCCAGGCACGCAGCCAGGUUCGGCAUCGCCCUCAACAAUAGGUGUCUCUCGCAAUGACCAUGGUCAAGGCCCACUGGCUCCGAGCGCUCGGGGACAAGUACCAGCCAACCCCCCUUACGCGGUUCAGAUGAGCCAACCACAUUCAUCGCCAAUGCAACACCAUCAAUCACCGCAAAAUCGCUCCUACCUGAGUCAAUAUCAGACGAGCCAACCACCGCAACCUAGGUCCGAUAUACAUUCGGCACAGUUUCCAUUUGAGCAUCACCACAAUCCGGGACCAAUACUUCGACCAGUGGCCAGGCCGGCCAACAAUACUCCUGCACCAUCGUUUCACCAACUAUCACAGGCUGCCGAGAUGGCUCCGCGCUGGCCGCUGGCCGAUGGCCUAGGAUCGACUUCCUCACCAGCAAGCCUAGGUCGCCGGCCGACCCAACCUGAUGGCGCGGGCAUGCUGAUUCGGUUUGGCAACUUGCCCUUGCAGCCGCAUCCGCAACAGCCUGGCUACAUGGCUAGCGGCCUCAUUAUGGGCCCGGACAUCUCCGGUAUGCCCUCACAGCAGCCCUCGCUGUUGGACGGAUUCGAGAACGAGCUGCUCUUUCAGUUUGACGGCGAGCACGACCCCCACGUGAUGCCAUUUGACCAAUGGCAACCAACCAACAUUUACACAUAUACACCGUACGAUCACUUAAUGGAUACUACCACGUAG